Peniophora sp. CBMAI 1063 is the source of this 753-nucleotide messenger RNA. The record is from the annotation of a GenBank genome assembly. NCBI's taxonomy places the organism in Eukaryota, Fungi, Basidiomycota, Agaricomycetes, Russulales, Peniophoraceae.
AUGUUCGCUCUUCUGCUCACUGUUGCUACUUCUCUCGCUUCUCUCGGGGGCGUCGCCGCGCACGGAUACGUUCAAGACGUAGUCGCUGGCAGCACUCACUACACCGGAUACUUGCCGUACUCGGACCCGUACUAUAACCCACCUCCGGAGCGCAUCAUCCGCAAGAUCCCGGGCAACGGCCCUGUACAGGAUGUCACGCUCAUUGAUCUACAGUGCAAUGGCGACACGGCCGACGGCGCUCCCGGCAGUGCUCCUGCUCCCAUCUAUGGGACCGUAGCUGCAGGCCAGUCCUUGUCUCUCAACUGGACGACUUGGCCUGAUUCUCACAUCGGACCUAUGAUCACCUACAUGGCUCGCGCCCCGAGCGACAUCACGACCUGGUCUCCUGGAACCGAUGCCGUUUGGUUCAAGGUAGCUGAGGCCGGCAAGACGUCUGACGGAAAAUGGGCUGCUACCGACAUACUUAGCGCAAACGAUUCAAUCUACACGUUCACUGUGCCCGCAACACUUAAGCCUGGUCAAUACAUCAUCCGCCACGAGAUCAUUGCGCUUCACGCUGCCUUCGUGUACCCGGGCGCUCAGUUCUACCCAUCUUGCAUCCAGGUAGAAGUCACCGGUUCUGGCACCGCCUUCCCGACAUCCUUCGUCUCCUUCCCGGGAGCCUACACUCCGGACACUCCUGGCAUCGUUUACGACGCCUACACGAACACGUCCGCGUACCCCAUUCCUGGCCCCGCUGUGUGGUCCGGAUGA